GGGGAGGCAACAUGGUGGGCUCUGGGAUCCCAGCUUUGAGCCUCUUCCUGCUGAUGCAGGGCUCAGUAGAUGGGAAUGGAAUCCAGGGAUUCUUCUAUCCAUGGAGCUGUGAGGGAGAUGUGUGGGACCGGGAGAGCUGUGGGGGCCAGGCAGCAAUCGAGAACCCCAAUCUCUGUCUGCGUCUUCGAUGCUGCUACCGUGACGGGGUCUGCUACCACCAGCGGCCAGAUGAAACUAUGCGGAGAAAGCACAUGUGGGCGCUGGGCUGGACAUGUGGAGGCCUCCUAUUCCUGAUCUCCAGCAUCUGCUUGUUCUGGUGGGCCAAGCGCCGCGAUAUGCUGCACCUUCCAGAGUUCUUAAAGGGCAAAUGUGACCUGUCAAGGACCGUCUCUCUGUUAUCCAAGGACCGGGGGACUUCGAGCAAAAAAAAGUCAUCGGCUGGCAGCAUGCCAAACUCCCCUCCUCUGGAGGGGGCCACGGAUGUGUCAGGGGCCACCGAAGGGGAAGGGACGACAGAAGGGGGUGAUGAAACAGAAGGGGGGGAGGACGAAGAUUAGGGGCACCCCUGGGGGGGCCCCUCAAUACAGACAUAGCAUAUAGA
Messenger RNA from Odobenus rosmarus divergens (Pacific walrus), 601 nucleotides. RefSeq names its product transmembrane protein 190 (gene TMEM190). Gene Ontology annotation, cellular component: inner acrosomal membrane. Lineage: Eukaryota; Metazoa; Chordata; Mammalia; Carnivora; Odobenidae. Gene Ontology annotation, biological process: hematopoietic progenitor cell differentiation. The transcript has 5 exons. The coding region runs from base 12 to 557 and encodes 181 amino acids. The record is from RefSeq and is a predicted model, not a curated record.